GGUUAUGUAAAAGUAAAUCAUUGCAUAUCCAAAUAAAAUGAAAAAUGAAAAAUAAAAAGAGUGUUACAUAACAAUCAUAGGACCCUAACGAAUAAUGCUUACACUAGAACAAAUAAUACAAAACUUCAAGCUGUUUAUUCUUUUCUCUGUGUGAUCAGCAUUUUGAGUCCCCAGUCAAAAAGGCUCUAUCUUUGUUGGCCUAAAAAGACAUACAAAGAGGGCACUCAAAUAAUUUGAAUGCAAAGCAUUUUCCAAAUGCUAGAAAAGGAGAGUUUGAAUGUAAGAGAAGAAUAUAGGCAGUUGCUUGGGACACACAACCCUAGCAAUCACAGCAACGGUUAGCUUUUUCGCAUAAAUAAGCAUAACUGUAACAAAUGCCAAAAACAAUUGCUUAAUUACUAAAUUUUUGUUUGGAUACUAAAAAGAAAAGAGGGGUCUCAAAGUGAAAGUUAGUCCGGGAUAGCUUUUCCCUUAUUUCACUAUCAAAUCUCCCUUAAUCGUUAAGGGGAAACACAUUAGCAGCAUAAGAUAUCUUUUAUUUGUUGUUUUUUUUUUUUUUCUUUCUCCUCUUUUUGUUAAAGUAAAGCACUCUCUCAUAAAGCAAUAUUAAAAGUAAAAUAUGGCAUUAUCUACUCAAAAGGGCCGCUCAUUUUAUGCUUUUGAGCUUCAAAUAAGCAUCUUUUGUGGAAUAGGUGGCCAUGUGGGAGAAAGCAAUAUCCAAGGUGAGGGAAGGGAACAAACACUCUAGACUUUAUAAAGGUUACAUGGAGAAAAAGUUGCCCUAAUUUUGACAUGACAGCCUUGUUAAUGUAAAGGUGGUGGAAUUACGUACCAGACUCCUUUUCUAAAAAGUUUGCAUUAUUUUAAGAUCAAUUAGUAACUAUAAGAAAUGCAGUAAGUUAAUGGACUUACAUCUCAUCAUCAACCUUGAAAAGCAGCUUCCUGGUAAAUGUAAAUGCUUUUCAUUUUUAGCUCAGAUCCACUGCACUGAAGCACAUAAAGUGAAGGAACUCGUGCUGUUCUUUGUGUUUUGCAAUUUGCACGCUUGUGCACUUGUACCUGAGGAAAUUAUGAAGGUAUCAUUAGGCCACUGCAUUCUGUUUAAGAAUGCAAAUUUAAGUAGAAUUUAUCCAAAACUUUGAACUAGAAUCUCAGUUUCAAAAUGACUACUAGGAAGAACACGAGAAUGAAAAUUCAAGAGUUUCACAUCAAUAUAAAUAUAAACUACAUUCAAAAUCAAAGAUGUUAAUACAC
Rubroshorea leprosula is the source of this 1254-nucleotide messenger RNA. Lineage: Eukaryota; Viridiplantae; Streptophyta; Magnoliopsida; Malvales; Dipterocarpaceae. The record is from the annotation of a GenBank genome assembly.